Molecule: messenger RNA, 2049 nt
Organism: Pestalotiopsis fici W106-1
Lineage: Eukaryota; Fungi; Ascomycota; Sordariomycetes; Amphisphaeriales; Sporocadaceae
Exons: 5
Coding region: 1-2049 (682 amino acids)
Molecular function (GO): myosin binding
Source: RefSeq, a predicted model, not a curated record
AUGGAGAACCAUUUCGAACCCGGCGGUCCUCACGACUCUCUAGAGAGAGACCUCUACGAAGGCGAAGGUACGGGACAAGAAACCGAGUCCGAUCGGAGUAGUCAAGAUGGCAGGCGCCGUUCGGUCGGGACGCCGCCAUCGUCGCCCCCGGGGAGCCCAAGGCCGAAUUUCGCUCCCAGAGGCCCCGUGACGCCGAGACUAGGAUUCAAGGGCAAGAUACCAAGGGGACUCGCCCUCAACGUUGGCUUGGCGGAGGGAGUGUCGAAAAUAGCGGAAAAUAUACGGCUCAAGGAGUUGCAGGGUGCUUAUAAAAAUGCGAUCAACUCGGUUGCGCACGCAAAGCAUGCUCGAGGCUUCAUCGAGGAACUCAGCUUUCUCAUUAUCGCAUCAUCGCUACUGAACGAACACCCGGCCUUUGGACCUGCAUCUGCGGCGCCCUUGCCCACAGAGGCGCUUGAUCGUCUCGAUGGCCAGGAGCUAGUCAUUACCUCGUGGACUCCGAAUGGCGCCCUCGCCGCAGGAGCAUUGGGGUUUUCGAUAGCGGGUUUGAUGCGAUGGUUUGUCGUAGGAGGCUCAUUUAUUCUAUCAGCAAGACGUCUAGUGGUGGUAACGAUAGCCUUGGGCCUGCUCGCAUGGGCUUUGAGGACACAUAUGCGGCAACAACAGGCCAAGAACACCUACGAAAUAGCCUUGAGCGAGCUGAAGAGAUUCUUGCGAAGCUCUUCCGAAUAUGACAGCAUGGCCAGUUCGGCUUUGAGCUUUAUCUUUGAGGUUGAGCUUGUUGCACGCGGUUACAGAUUAUCUUUACCAUUGCCUCCUCUGAGUCGUCUGGAGAAUAAUGAUAAUGGUCAAGCUUUGAAGAGCCAAAAGCUCCGACAUUCGCUCAACCAGUGUUUCCAGGACGUCAUUGAAGUUUACUAUCAAACAGCGCAAGAGAUUCGAGAUUUCGCAAGCCAAAAGCAACUCAAGGAAUACGACGAGGCUUUCAAGUGUGACAAGGAAAAGGUCCAUGAAUACAUGGUUCACUUUGUCAACCUGAGCACGGAAGAUGCUCAGAAGACGGCACAGUUGAGGGAAACUCUCCAGCUGUCUCGAGAUGCGCGAAAAAUGUUUCUUAUUACACUAAUGUCACUCGAAAAGACUGGCAGCAGAACGGAGCUGGUACAAUAUACAACCGCAUUGCAGGGCAUCCAAAGGUGUCUCCAGGUGACGCAAAAAGCCUACAGCAACCUUCGGGCUGCCCUGGUACCAGAUAGAGAGGUGAGAGACAAUCGGACAAGCACGAGUCCAACAAGUCCACGUCACUUGAAAUGGAAACACCAGAUCGACAAGGUGGGCGGAAUGAACAUGAGUAUUCGCACCAUCCAGGCAAAGAUGUACUCGUUACUCGAAGAAUCGAAAAAGACCUUGGACACGGCCGACGACGUAUCGGAAUUAGGCCAGAUGUUCAUGGAUCGUUAUGAAAGCAUAGGGAAAGAUAUCGAAGAUCUGAUGGAUGCUUGGCAAUCUGGCAAGUCGAGCCUAGCCAAGUCAAUCAACAAAAAUGAGCGCCGGGUAUCAUCAAUGAGCUCUCUACUAUCGCCAGGGCUCGACAAAUCCAUGGAGGCAGUACUGGAAGAGACCGGCGAGGCUGAAAGUGAAGGCGGAGUUGCGUCAGCGUGGGACCAGCUCACUGGAGGUGAAGCACCGCCUGAAAACAUGAGCCCACAAAGUCCCGAGCCGCAACCGCUCGUCAUGGAGACUUUCGAGGCCAUCGCGACCCCCAGACCAAGGAGCUUGAUGACCCGAGCAGAGCGCAUCCAGCGGUCUCACGAGGAACGAAAGAUCCGGGAAGCCGAACGGGCGGCAGCCAUGCAAAGGGGUCAUGUUAUGGGUGAACUCAGAGAUGUCCUCAAAAGCCGCGGUCUACACACGGUCGUGGAUACGAACCAAGGCGGCGACUCCUCGCCGAUCAUUGCCCCAGGUCCUCUACCAAGCCCCAAAUCCGUCGGCCCUAGAUUAUCGAAAAGGAUAUCAUUGCCUGGGCCUGGAGAGCGGCUAUUCUUAUAA